AUGGACUCGAUACGGCCGCCUUCGGAUCCUACGAACACGGCUCUACAGGCUGCUGCCUUCCAAGUGACACCCGCCAUCGAACUCCAACCGAUAUCCGCACCACGACCCGUUGGCGCUACAAAGACAUUCCAUCAUGACGAUAUCACACCCGCAGCUUCUGACCCGUUGGCGAACGAAUCUACCCAACCGCUCUCGGGAGGUCGCGCGCCUCCGAACCCUGUGCCGGACACCGCCAAGCUCCAGGUCUCGAAGGCCAAAGGCGUCACCGUGAUCGUCACACUCGCCGGCAUGAGCUUCCUCAACACAAUGGGCUCCGGCAUCCUGACAGCAGCCCUCCCUCGUAUCUCUCGUGACGUGGGCCUCCCAGAGGCGCUGAUCCUGUGGCCGGCAGCCGUCUACGCCCUGGCUGCCGGUUGCCUGCUGCUCAUUUUCGGGGCCGUUGCCGACGUGGUGGGGCCGAAGCGGAUGUGGGUCGCGGGCAGUUUCUUGUUCAUCGUCUUCACCGUUGCCGUCGGCCUCGCGCAGACGGGACUGCAGCUUAUCCUGUUCCGGACCAUGCUAGGCGUCGCCAUCUCCAUGUGCCUGCCGACGGCGGUCAGUCUCAUCACCAACACAUUCCCGCGCGGGACGUGGCGCAACGUCGCCUUCGCCAUGAACGGCAUGGGCCAGCCGCUGGGCUAUGCCCUAGGCCUCGUGCUGGGCGGCAUCUUCACGGACACGAUCGGCUGGCGCUGGGCCUACCACAUGAUGGCCGGCAUCAACCUCUGCCUGUCGCUGGCCUCGAUCUGGUCGCUGCCGGCGAUUCGUCAGGCGUCGGAGAAGAAGUGGACGCGACGCCUCGUCGAAGACAUUGAUUGGGUGGGCGCCCUCAUCAUGAGCGUCGCCCUCGGGCUCCUCCUCUACGUCCUGGCCAUGACGUCCUCCUCCUACAGGAUGCUCAGCGAUGCGCCCAACAUUGCGCUGCUUUCUAUAUCCGUCUUUCUGUUGGCGAGCUUCCCGGCCUGGAUGGCGUUUCAGACGCGGAAAGGCCGGCCGGCACUGAUUCCCAACCGGCUUUGGCGAAACGCGGCCUUUACCUCGGUUUGCCUGUCGGUAUUUUUCUGCUGGGCGGCCCUCAAUGGGAUCCAGUAUUUCACGACCCUCUACUUCCAAGAGGUACAAGGGACAUCCGCCAUGACGAGCUCACUGCAGUUCCUCCCGCACGUCGUUGCGGGCGUGCUCACCAACAUCGCCACGGCGUACCUCAUCUCGCGGGUCAAGGUGCAGACGCUAGCCGUCGUGUCAGGCAUCAUCACCGUCGCGGCGCCGGUCCUCAUGGCGACGGUACCCAUUGAUUCAUACUACUGGCACGCGCCUUUCUGGGCCAUGGUGCUUUCCCCGAUUAAUCCAGAUGUCUUUUUCACUGUGUCGAAUCUCGUCAUCUCGGAUGCCUUCCCGGCAGAUCUCCAGUCGCUGGCGGGGGGCGUAUUCAACGAGGUCGCCCAGUUUGGCAAUUCAGUCGGGCUCGCGGCUACGGCGGCCAUUGCAGCAUCAGUAUCUGAGCACUCGGGGAUCGAGAACCGGGAAGAACGGCUGAUGACAGGAUAUCGCGCGGCGUUCUGGACCAUGUUUGCGGGCACGGUUGCCGUUGUGAUCAUUGUCAUAUUGGGGCUGAGAAAGGGGGGCACUGUCGGCAAGAAAGACGUGUAA
Molecule: messenger RNA, 1689 nt
Organism: Verticillium alfalfae VaMs.102
Lineage: Eukaryota; Fungi; Ascomycota; Sordariomycetes; Glomerellales; Plectosphaerellaceae
Product: integral membrane protein
Exons: 3
Coding region: 1-1689 (562 amino acids)
Biological process (GO): transmembrane transport
Cellular component (GO): membrane
Molecular function (GO): transmembrane transporter activity
Source: RefSeq, a predicted model, not a curated record